AUGGCUUUUCGAGUCACUUACACAGACCUGGCGCAUCGACAGCGCAUUUUGGCCAGCUCGCUGGAACCUUUGCGCCUAGUGGCCGUGGAGCUCUUUACUUUGCUGGCCCCUUCGGAGUCGGACUACCUGGUGCCUCUGGCCCACUGCUUGACGAGUUUGCAAGCGGCCUCUCCGUUUUUCGAGCACCUGGAGCUUGUCUUUGCGGACUUGCCAGAGGUCUGGACUUCCGUCCCGCCCAUGACAUUGCCCCAGCUGCUUCUAGCGCAGCCUUACCUCUUUCGCUGCUGCACGAUGUGGGAGCGGCUGUCUGAGAGUCUGCUAGACGUGCUGCGUGAGAUUGCUUUCAGCCUUUUAGAGUACGAGAGCUGCCAAGGACAGCCGGAGCCCGAAGCCGCAUGA
This is a messenger RNA of Effrenium voratum, 399 nucleotides long. The record is from the annotation of a GenBank genome assembly. NCBI's taxonomy places the organism in Eukaryota, Dinophyceae, Suessiales, Symbiodiniaceae.